Molecule: messenger RNA, 2367 nt
Organism: Onthophagus taurus
Lineage: Eukaryota; Metazoa; Arthropoda; Insecta; Coleoptera; Scarabaeidae
Gene: morula
Product: anaphase promoting complex subunit morula
Biological process (GO): ubiquitin-dependent protein catabolic process; metaphase/anaphase transition of mitotic cell cycle; protein K11-linked ubiquitination
Cellular component (GO): anaphase-promoting complex
Molecular function (GO): ubiquitin protein ligase binding
Source: RefSeq, a predicted model, not a curated record
GUAUUUGACAUUUCUAAAUUCUAGAUAUUUUUAGGUUAUGUUUCCAUUUUCAAAACAUUAAAUUGUUUGAAAUAAAAUAUGGAAAAUAUCGAUUAUGAUUCCUCGUGGAAAUUAAUAAAGAAAACUUUUCCCAUAUUAAACGACAAUUUUACAUUCCCCUUGGAAUCUGAGCAAUGUUCUGAAGGAGAAUUCUAUCAAACCUUGAAUUUAAUCAUCCAAUGUGAUCUAGUUGAUGUAAUACAAUCGCUAAUUAUCGAAAAAAUUGAGAAAUACUCCCGUAAUGUUAUUAAAAAAGAUUUUUGGGCACACUUUAACGAUGUAUCUGAUGAAAAUGAAGGGUUUAGACGUUUUUACAAAGCGGUGGAAAGUUUGUAUGUGAAUUAUUCGCAUUUUAAAACCACCCUAGCAAAACUUAAUGCUUUACGAAUUCAGGGGAAUGAAAAUGAUUUAAUUUAUGGUGAAAAGAAUGCUGAGGAUGCUUUUAAAUUAAUCAUAAGAUCUUGUUUACUUUCUGAACUACCUUUAAAUUGCCAAAAAGUUAUUAAAAAUUUUUAUGAGGUUGCUUUAAAAAAUGAGGGGAUUGAGUUUUCUAAAAGUUGCAGUGUUUGUUUAAGUUGUAAUGGUUGUGAGUGUUUGCAACACUUUUAUGAAACAAAUAAAAUUUUGAUAGAAUUAGGUCUAUUAGAACCUUUUGUGCAACAUACAAUAUUGAAUGUUAUUAAUAACCAUAUUGAGGAGCAUAUUGAAAGCGUUUGUAAAGAUCGUUUUGAUGUAUCUUUCGUUGAUUCUCUACAAAAGUGGUUGGAGGAUGUUAUUUUGGUUUGGUUAACAAAAAUUUAUUCUUCCAAAACGGUUUUAAAGUUCCACAAAAAAUUAAAAAGCGUCAUUUUUGAAGUGUACACCAAAAUAAGGAUUAAUCAACUUUUUAGCAUCAUUAUUGAAUAUCCUGAAUCAACUCCAGCUUUAGAAGAUCUCUCAAUUUGCCUCCCAAAAACCGAUUUGCGACCAUACUUAAUCAAAAAACUUCAAAAAUCGAUGGAAACGCGUUUAUUGCAUCCCGGAGUAGGAACACACGAUGUUUUAACGGCUUACGUAGCAACAAUAAGAUCUAUGAGAGUUCUCGACCGAUCUGGAUUACUUUUAGAAACCAUAACUCAACCUAUUCAUCAAUAUUUACGAAGCCGGGAAGAUACAGUUCGAUGUGUAGUAACUAGUUUAAUGGAGGAAGGUUCAAAUGAUUUAGCUGAAGAGUUAAUAAGAGGUGAUGUUGUUCAAACUGAUGAUAAUGCAUCUUCAGAUGAGGAUGAUCUUAAUUGGGAACAAUGGAUGCCUGAUCCAAUUGAAGCUAAACCAGGUAAAUCAUCAAAUACACGUCGAACAACCGAUAUAAUCUCAAUGUUGGUUAACGUUUAUGGUAGUAAAGAUUUAUUUGUAAACGAAUAUCGUACAUUAUUAGCCGAUAGACUUUUAACCUCGUUAACUUGCGAUACCGAUAAAGAAAUUCGUUAUUUAGAGCUUUUAAAGCUCCGUUUUGGGGAUGCUCAGCUCCAUCUUUGCGAGGUAAUGUUAAAAGAUAUUACCGAUUCGAAACGGAUUAAUCAACACGUCCAACAAGACGAAAAUUAUCGAGAUGAUGACGUACCAAUUUCCGCUAUGAUACUCUCCGCGCAAUUUUGGCCUGCUUUUAAAGAGGAAAAAUGUGAACUUCACCAAUCGGUUAACGAUCAAAUGAACGAAUACACAAAGGUAUUUGAAAAUUUUAAAGGGAGUCGAACGUUGUGUUGGAAAAAACAUUUGGGAUCGGUUGAUUUAGAUAUAGAGUUACCGAAUAGGACGGUUUCUUUUAGUGCUGUUACACCGAUGCAUGCAACAAUUAUUAUGCAUUUUCAAGAUAAAAAUCUUUGGAAUUUAAGCGAUUUAAGUAAAAUAAUGCAAGUUCCACCGACUUUAUUGAAAAGAAAAAUUGUUUUUUGGCAAUCUCAUGGUUUGAUAAAUGAGAUUGAUUCGAAUACUUUUCAAUUAAUUGAAGAUACGAAAGGGGAAUCAUCUCAAACUUCUAAAGACAUUGUAAUUGAGGAUGAAUCUGAAAGUGCGAUGGCUAGUUCACGAGAUCAACGAGAAGAGGAACUUCAGACAAUUUGGUCGUAUAUCGUGGGAAUGUUAAUGAAUUUGGAUUCAUUAAACCUCGAAAGGAUCCAUCAAAUGCUAAAAAUGUUCGCGUUUCAAGUUCCAUCAGUUGAGUGUAACGUUCAAGAAUUAAAACAUUUUUUAGAUAGAAAAGUGCGCGAGCACCAAUUAGUUUAUUCAGGUGGCGUUUAUCGAUUACCAAAACCUUAAUUUUUUUUAAAUAAAAAAAAAUUAAUCGCC